AUGGGUUGGUUCUGGGCAGACUCUCAAACAAAGCCCGCGCCCGCGGCUCCGCACCCUGUGCCAUCUUCAGAUGCCUCUCCUCCCCCAGGAUGUCCUAUGCACGCAUCUAACACCACACCGGCAAUGCCAGCCCCGUCACCCGCCUCCGAACCUCCCAGUGCCUGUCCAGUCCGGUCUACAGAUUCCCCUUUCUAUGUGCCUCCGAAGUCCAAGUCCCCGGAGUCGCAGCCUCCCUCGAACCCAGCUCCCAGCUCUGACUCGCGAUCUACGCUCUCAAAGCUGAACCCUCUCAACUACAUGUUCGCCUCGAUCUCCCAGGAAAGGGCGCCCAACCAGACUGUAGAUCUCCCGGUGGAGCGAGAAGUUUCGUCCAUCCCCAGAUCCGAUAUGAACGAGAACUGGGAAUAUCCUUCCCCCCAGCAGAUGUACAACGCCAUGCUGCGCAAAGGUUACACCGAUACCCCGCAGGAUGCCGUGGAGGCCAUGGUUGCUGUUCACAACUUCUUGAAUGAGGGCGCUUGGGAUGAGAUUGUUCGGUGGGAGCGUAUAUUCUCCAAGGGUUUGGCAGAUGGCUGGGAGAAAUGCCGUCGCGGAGAGGAGAACAUCGUGAUGGACGAGCUUAAGGAGCAGAUGUCUAGGGCUCCCAAGCAGGAUGUUCCUCCGCCGCGACUCAUCCGAUUCCAGGGUCGUCCGCAAGACCUAACGCCCAAGGCACGGAUCCUUCAGGCUUUGGGCUGGGUGUAUCCUGCCAAAUUCGAGUCAAACCCACCUUUCGAUCGCCACGAUUGGUUUGUAAUGCGGCAGACGCCAUCCGGUCCUAAGGAAGUCCGUUAUGUUAUUGACUACUACUCCGGUCCUCCCGAACCCACCGGAGAGCCUGUUUUCUACUUGGAUAUCCGACCGGCCCUGGACACCCCAACUGCCGCUGUUGAGCGACUAAUGAGAUGGGGAGGAGAUGUCUGGUGGCGUGCCAGUGGCGCCUCCGUUCGGGAAAAUUAA
Aspergillus tubingensis is the source of this 999-nucleotide messenger RNA. RefSeq names its product holocytochrome c synthase CYC3. Bases 1 to 999 code for a protein of 332 amino acids. Lineage: Eukaryota; Fungi; Ascomycota; Eurotiomycetes; Eurotiales; Aspergillaceae. The record is from RefSeq and is a predicted model, not a curated record. The transcript has 3 exons. Gene Ontology annotation, biological process: cytochrome c-heme linkage. Gene Ontology annotation, molecular function: holocytochrome-c synthase activity. Gene Ontology annotation, cellular component: mitochondrion.